CCUUGUACGGAGGGGUGGGAAGAAGAGGAAAGAGGGGAAGGAUUGAUAAGUGAGGGAGAGGAAUUCGAUUUCUUCUCCCUGGCCUCCUCCCUCUCUCUCUCCCUCCUACCUUCUGCCAGGGGCACAAAAAAAGCUCCAAUCUUUGUUGGGGCGGGAUCUGUUUGAUCUCGAUUAUCGAUAAUAAUAAUAAAAAAUUGUGCUUUUCUAUGAUGGAAUUCAGGGAGGGGGCGGCGGAGGAGAAAGCAUUCUCCGGGGUGGGGUUCCGCUUCCUGACGAGGCGGAAACAGGUAGACUCUAAUCGGACUGGCGGAGGACACCAGCUCGCCAAGGCGUUGUCGGUUCCGCAGCUUGUGGUCAUAGGUGUUGGCACGACUAUAGGUGCUGGAGUCUAUGUUCUUGUUGGCACUGCUGCCAGAGAGCAUUCAGGACCAGCUCUCACCAUCUCCUUUCUGAUUGCUGGGAUAGCAGCUGCUCUUUCAGCUUUCUGCUACGCGGAGCUUUCAAGUCGUUGCCCUUCUGCAGGAAGCGCCUACCAUUAUUCAUACAUUUGUGUUGGAGAAGGGGUUGCUUGGAUUGUUGGCUGGGCUUUAAUUCUUGAGUAUACCAUUGGCGGAGCAGCUGUUGCUCGUGGCAUAUCUCCAAACUUGGCGUUAGUUUUUGGAGGAAAAGAUAGUCUGCCUUCAUUUUUGGCACGUGUUCAGAUACCAGGCACCGAUAUUGUGGUUGACCCCUGUGCCGCUUCUCUAGUGCUGAUUGUGACUAUAUUACUAUGCUUAGGAAUAAAGGAGAGCACAUUUGUACAAGGAAUUGUCACUACUCUAAACGUCUGCGUCCUGUUAUUUGUCAUCAUUGCUGGUGGAUAUAUCUGCUUCCAGACUGGAUGGGUUGGAUAUAGUGUAACUGGCGGGUAUUUCCCUUAUGGUGUAAAUGGAGUGCUUGCUGGUUCAGCAACUGUCUUCUUUGCAUUCAUAGGAUUUGAUUCUGUUGCCAGCACUGCUGAGGAGGUUAAGAAUCCUCAAAGAGACUUGCCUUUAGGUAUAGCGGCUGCUUUGACCAUAUGUUGUUCCUUGUAUAUGAUGGUCUCCAUGGUUGUAGUUGGCUUGGUUCCAUAUUUUGCUUUGGACCCUGACACUCCAAUAUCAUCUGCAUUUGCGAGGAACGAUGUUCACUGGGCAGUGUACAUAAUCACAUCGGGUGCUUGUCUCGCACUUUGCUCAGCUUUGAUGGGUUCAAUGCUCCCACAGCCUAGAAUACUAAUGGCAAUGUCUAGAGAUGGAUUGUUGCCAUCAUUUUUCUCUGAUGUUAAUGAGCACACAAAAGUACCGGUGAAGAGCACGAUUGUAACCGGGGUCUUCGCGUCAUCCCUAACAUUCUUUAUGGAUGUUUCACAAUUAGCUGGAAUGGUCAGUGUUGGCACACUUCUCGCAUUCACCAUAGUUGCCGUUUCAAUCUUGAUACUGAGAUAUGUUCCUCCAAGCGAGGUUCCUCUGCCGUCUUCUUUCCAGGAAUCGAUCGAUUCAGUUUCAUUUCGCAAUAAUUCUCAAAAUAAUGAGGAAAAGGCCGCUUCUUCUGAAAUUACCUGCAGUAAACAUGACCAAGAAGAUGAUGACAUAUCUGAAGCUAUCUCUAAGGAAUCAUUUGAUUAUCCUCUGAUCGUGAAGGAAACUAGUAAAGAGAAUUUGAACGAAGAAGCUCGGCGGCAGAAAGCAGCUUGGAGCAUAGCAUUUGUAUGUGCCGGAGUGCUUAUCCUCACUAUAUCAGCUUCUUACUCAUUCUUGCCUGAUAGUUUCCUACGCUACACUGCAUGCUCAGCUGGUGGCUUGCUUCUUCUGGCUGGUUUGUUUGUGCUUUACUGGAUUGGCCAAGACAAUGCUCGCCACAGCUUUGGGCACGCCGGAGGUUUCAUUUGCCCCUUUGUACCGUUCCUUCCCGUUUGUUGCAUCCUCGUUAACACAUAUCUACUGGUAAAUCUCAGUGCUGGCACAUGGCUCCGUGUUUCGGUGUGGCUGCUGUUGGGGAUUGUCGUGUACUUGUUCUACGGGCGAACCCGGAGCUCACUGACCGGUGUUAUUUACGUGCCCGGGGCACAUGUGGAUGAAAUAUUCAAAGCCUCAGAGUUCGUAGCAUAGUGUAGGAAAAUCACAACCAUGUUCUUAUGAAAGAAGAGGAGCUGUAACAUAUAUAGUUGUUGCUACCUCCUAAACCAGUGCAAAUGGUUUGUUAAACAAAAACAGAGAAGAAAGAUAAUUUUUAUAUACAUUUUUAGAUUGACUUUUUCUAUUUUUGAUAUAUUUUUUAACAAUUUAACAUAUUAUGGCUACUUUUGGUUGGAUGUAGUGUAAUCGACCUUGUAAUGUAAUCAAAUUUGUAAUGUAAUGUAAUGUAAUCUUGAUUAUAUUACUAUGUUUGGUAAUAUAAUCAAUAAUGCAUGUAACCUUUGAUUACAAGAGUGAUUAUAUUUUUUUAUUGUUGUUUGGUAUC
Messenger RNA from Zingiber officinale, 2481 nucleotides. RefSeq names its product cationic amino acid transporter 2, vacuolar-like. NCBI's taxonomy places the organism in Eukaryota, Viridiplantae, Streptophyta, Magnoliopsida, Zingiberales, Zingiberaceae. The coding region runs from base 207 to 2129 and encodes 640 amino acids. The record is from RefSeq and is a predicted model, not a curated record. Gene Ontology annotation, cellular component: membrane. Gene Ontology annotation, biological process: transmembrane transport; amino acid transport. Gene Ontology annotation, molecular function: amino acid transmembrane transporter activity. The transcript is spliced from 14 exons.